Molecule: messenger RNA, 405 nt
Organism: Cooperia oncophora
Lineage: Eukaryota; Metazoa; Nematoda; Chromadorea; Rhabditida; Trichostrongylidae
Source: the annotation of a GenBank genome assembly
AUGUGUUUGGGGAGUGUUCUUCGCCUCGUUCUCGUCUUGUCGACAUUUUGUUUAGCUGUCUACGCUCUCCUUGACAGAUCAAUCAUUGACAGAGCUGAGCUUAACGCUUGGAUCGAACUGCAAGACGAGGAUCAGUCGACGCUCAAGGUUGUUAAGGCUGAUAAAGUCACGUACAGGACCAAGCUGUCAUACAAGAAGGGUGAAGAGUACUGUGAGAAAGAAGACGCUCACUUGACAUCGAUUCGAUCCCAAGACGAAGAAAACUUUAUAGCAGGUUACCAGAAUCAUCUCAUUAACGUCAUGCAACCAGAAGGGAUCACAAAGACUUUCGCAUCAUACGUAAACGUGGUUCCAUGUGAUGAUCUUCCUGUCAACAACCAGCUUUACGUAGUUUGCAGACAGUGA